Molecule: messenger RNA, 1159 nt
Organism: Cygnus olor (mute swan)
Lineage: Eukaryota; Metazoa; Chordata; Aves; Anseriformes; Anatidae
Gene: OVCA2
Product: OVCA2 serine hydrolase domain containing
Exons: 1
Coding region: 1-690 (229 amino acids)
Biological process (GO): response to retinoic acid
Cellular component (GO): nucleus; cytoplasm
Source: RefSeq, a predicted model, not a curated record
AUGUUGGAGGAGCGGCCGCUGCGGCUGCUGGCGCUGCACGGCUACCGGCAGAGCGAGCGCCGCUUCCGCCAGCGCACCGGGGCGCUGCGCAAAGCCCUGAGGGGCCGCGCCGAGCUCGUGGCCUUCGACGCCCCUCACCUCGUGCCAGGCGGCGAGGAAGACGGCGCCGACGACGGCGCCGACCCCCCCCGCGGCUGGUGGUUCUCCAGGCCCGGCGCCUUUGAGGCGCGGGAGGCGGCUGAGGAGCCGGCGGGGCUCGACGAGGCGCUGGCGGCCGUGGCGGAGGCGCUGGCGGAGCGCGGGCCUUUCGACGGGCUGCUGGGCUUCAGUCAGGGCGCGGCGCUGGCCGCCAUGGUGUGCGCCUUGAGGGCCCGGGGCGAUCCCCGCUUCCCCGUGGCCUUCGCCAUCCUGGUGGCCGGCUUUGCCAGCCGCGCCCCGGCCCACGGGCACUUCUACCGGGAGCCCAUCGCCCUGCCCACGCUGCACGUGGUGGGUGAGGCUGAUGCCGUCAUCGCCGCCCCCCUCAGCUUGGAGCUGGCGCAGAGCUUCGUGGAGCCCGUCGUCGUCACCCACCCCGGCGGGCACUUCGUCCCCGUGGGUGCGCCGCAGAAGAAAGCCUACCUGGACUUCUUGGAGCGCUUCCGCGCGGGGCGGGGACAGGCUGAGCCGCCGGGGGCUGGAGCUGUUUGAUAACAGCGUCUGUAAUAAACGGGGCUCCAGCCAGGUGCAUGCAGCUCGCUGUAUUUCCCUGCGCUCCAGAGGGGCCGGAGAGGUCCUCACGACCUCCCUGUGCUAAUACCGCAGAGGAGCGCAGUGUCAACUCUUCGUUACCUCCCUCUUUUGUCACUCUGUUGGGUACACGGGUAUGACAGCACGGAGGUUGGGGACAGGAGGGCGCCCUGGUUGUUUACGAGGGGCUCUCGGAGAGAAGAACGGCCGCUCCAAAAACCGGUCUCAGCUCAGCCGAAGGAAAUGAAUGGUUGCAGAGCACACGGCUCUCGCGGCUUUAUAUUCCAAACGUUUGUGUUCUUAAUAUCCCGUGCAGAAGCUAUUAAAGCAGCCUUUCAGGUGGUCUGGGUCUAGAAAAAGCUCCUCUCUCUGGCAGUGCCAGGGCUGGUAACCAUUUCCCUUUUAAGAAUUAAAGUUCAGUGCUGGUUCA